Molecule: messenger RNA, 2251 nt
Organism: Linum trigynum
Lineage: Eukaryota; Viridiplantae; Streptophyta; Magnoliopsida; Malpighiales; Linaceae
Source: the annotation of a GenBank genome assembly
UGCUCCUGGACUCGACUCGCAUUCAUACUUCUCGAAUUGAGCUCCAAAAUAGGCUUCACAAUCACGUUUCCAUACUUAUUUUCAGGCAAUUUCUCAGUUUUGGCAUAGCCUUUUGAUGAGGUUCAAAAAUGCUUCUGGACUUCCUAUCGAGCUCUCAACCACUUCAAUAUGUAGAGGGACACUCCAGCUUCAAAACAAGCCAUUAGUCUUUAAUUUCCAUCUAGCCAAUUGUAUGAUAUGAAUCUCCAAAGUAGGCACCAUGAACUAUUUUUACACUGAAACAACAAAUGAGGUCGACCGGAAAGUGCAAGUUAGGUCGACCUAAUCCUAUAUGAGGUCGACCCAAUCCAAAAUAAGGUCGACUUAAUUCUAACUGAGAUCGACCUGAAAGUACAAGUCACCCUGACAUGCAUGUCACCGUAGGCGCACCCUAUUCAUUUUUGUGUCCAAAAAUGAAUAUCUCAAUUGAAUCUUUCUUUUAUUCGUGUGGUUAUGCUGCGACCCUUUUCUUCUGCAUUUGCUUUCACUGUAGUCAAAUAUGGAUUUUACCUAGGACUCUGCUAAUUCGGCCAUUGGGAUUCAUCAGCACAAAAUGUAAAGAUUGGUCAUCAUGCUUGUCGUCUUAUCUGUGUGGUUAUGGCGGCCGCCUUUUUUUCUUCCCUUUCACUUUUAGUAUCGUGUCACAUAUGAACAAAGAAACAAAAAACUCAUCACUAGUUUAUUUUCUUCUAACCAUAGGGAAAAAAGCAACCAAGUGUCCAUUAGGCACGAGAGCUGGUAUAGGAGGAGGAAAUCCUUUGAACCUCAUUUCGCUGCUUAGUUGUUGAUCCUAGUCAUUUUCCAGAUUACAAAAUUGUAUCAUACGGAUGGUUUGACCAAAAAAAAAAAAAAACAAAAAAACCUUACUAUUGGAAUCUGAACGGGUAAGUGAUAAUUAGCGGUAUGAAGUUAUCAAAUCACAGUGAACUAAAAUUUCAGCAUAAAAUACCAUACUGCUGAAUUUUAUUGUGUAACAUUUGUGGGUAUGGUUUUACAAAAUUACAAUACUUGCUUCCUAGCACUCAGCUUAUAGGGGGCGCGGCAGUAUGUGGCAGGAAAGCGAAAUGCAGACAACAUCGAAAUGAGAAAGUUGAUACCCCAACACUAACCUUUCGUUUAGUGCUUUUUUGAACCUUGAUUAGGAUUAUGUUGGGAUGAAACCGAACUCGAACGCUAGGCUAAUGAGUAUCUAAGAACGAAGAUUUAAUUUAGCAAUUUUAUCUUUAGUUUUCAACCUGAAGAUCAAUUUUCGGAUCAUUUAGGUAAUAUAUCUAAUAACAAAUAUAAAAUUAGGGUAAUGAACAUCCAAAACCAAAAGUUGGGGUUCUUUUCGUUUGAGUAUGUGGCAGGAAAGCGACUGGCUAUUUUGUCUUUUUUGAUAAGCUGACUUCUCGUCCAACUUCUAUUGCUAGUUUGGCUUUCCAGUUUCCACCGGUGGAGUAAUUUGUCUGCUUCUGGACAGGGUUUUUCCCAACUUCCAAAUUUCCUCGCUACCCAACAAAUUCAUCUUUUUUCCCCCUCACCUUUAUGGUCCAUUUUCUACUUUCUCAAGUGACCAAUCUCUUGUCUUUUGCGGGUUUUUCUUUAUUUUCCAAUCAAACAGUUUGGGCUCCCGCUCUUAUGCGCCAGUUUCACCAACAGUAUGAGGAGUGGGUAGACCUACUCGUUGACCAGGCGCCGAUGGUGUCUUGCCCGGUAGUUCAGCCAGGGUCUCAGGUGGGUGAUCCUCGAUUGGUUUGCAUGUGGGAUGGGGCCACUAGGAGGGGAGUCACACUCGGCUGGUGGAAUGGUUCUUUUCGAUCCGGUGUGGACACUCCUUUCGGCCAAAGGGGUGCAGAUUCCUCAAGUGGAUGAGCGAAUGGUGGUAGAGCUGCUUGUGCUUCGGGAGGCUAUUAUUUGGUGUUUGGAGUUUGGCUUGUCAGAAGUUCGGUUUGAGGGCGAUGCGAAAGUCAUUAUUGACAAAAUUAAUCAAGCAGACACAAGCGACAACAGGUUGGGGGCAGUCCUGGAAGAGAUAUGUCAGUAUUUCUGUGCCCAUCCUGGGUUUAGUGUGCGGUUUAUAGUUCAGGAGAACAAUAGGGUAGCUCACUCAGUAGCUAGAAAAGCCCUCUUUUUGUAUCCGGAUGAAAAUCGCUUCUUUGAUUUCUGUGCCUGGUUGAUUUCCAUGAUGUAAAUAUCUAUUUGUUUGGAUUAAUAUAUCUUAUCUUUUGGA